ACGAUGGCCGGGGAUCAACUUCAAGUGCUUCAUGCACUUGAUCUUGCAAAAACACAAUGGUACCAUUUCACUGCAAUCAUCAUUGCUGGAAUGGGUUUCUUCACAGAUGCAUAUGAUCUGUUUUGUAUCUCGCUCGUAACGAAAUUGCUCGGUCGGAUUUACUACCACAUUGACGGCAGUCCCACUCCCGGCGUAUUGCCGGCGAAUGUGGCGGCAGCGGUCAAUGGAGUUGCAUUUUGUGGGACGCUAACAGGCCAGCUCUUCUUUGGCUGGCUCGGGGACAAAUUGGGACGAAAGAAAGUGUACGGGAUGACGCUAUUGAUCAUGGUUAUCUGCUCCAUAGCUUCGGGCCUUUCGUUCAGUGAUGACCCGAAGGCGGUUAUGAUCACGCUCUGCUUCUUUCGGUUCUGGCUCGGGUUCGGAAUCGGAGGGGACUACCCACUUUCCGCCACUAUCAUGUCGGAAUACGCAAACAAGAAGACUCGUGGAGCUUUUAUCGGUGCGGUUUUCGCUAUGCAAGGUUUUGGGAUCUUAGUUGGCGGGAUUUUCGCGAUUAUUGUCUCGGCAUCUUUUCGGGCCAAGUACAACGUUCCGCCAUACAUUAAAGAUGAAUUUCGAUCGACCCCACAUGAAGCUGAUUACGUCUGGAGGAUUAUUUUGAUGUUUGGAGCUGUUCCGGCCGCUUUGACUUAUUACUGGCGAAUGAAGAUGCCGGAAACUGCUCGCUACACCGCCUUAGUUGCCAAGAACGCCGAGAAGGCGGCAACCGAUAUGGCUCGGGUUAUGCAAGUUGAUAUCGAGGCGGAUCAAGAGAAACUCGAGCAAUUCACGGAAAAGGAGUCGAAUUCUUUCGGUUUGUUCACGAAAGAAUUCCUUCGCCGCCAUGGGCUUCACUUGCUUGGCACCACAACCUGUUGGUUCUUACUCGAUAUAGCAUUUUACAGCCAGAAUCUCUUCCAAAAAGACGUUUUUAGCGCAAUUGGGUGGAUUCCAAAAGCAAACACAAUGAGCGCAAUCGAAGAGGUGUUCCGGAUCGCAAGAGCUCAAACCCUUAUUGCACUUUGUAGUACGGUCCCGGGGUACUGGUUCACCGUUGCCCUAAUUGACCGAAUGGGAAGAUUUAAAAUCCAGUUGAUGGGAUUUACCAUGAUGACGAUCUUUAUGUUUGCGCUAGCAAUACCGUACCAUCACUGGACCGAGAAAAAGAACCGUAUCGGUUUUGUGGUGAUGUACUCAUUGACUUUCUUUUUCGCCAAUUUCGGGCCAAAUGCCACCACAUUUAUCGUGCCAGCUGAGAUUUUCCCGGCAAGAUUGAGGUCAACCUGCCAUGGCAUUUCGGCGGCUUCCGGGAAACUAGGGGCGAUUGUGGGUGCUUUCGGGUUCUUAUAUUUGUCUCAGGAUAAACAUAAAGCCGAACCGGGGUAUUCUAGAGGUAUCGGUGUUAAAAACACGCUUAUUAUAUUGGGCGUUGUUAACCUUUUGGGUGCUCUUUGUACGUUUAUGGUACCCGAAGCUAAAGGGAAAUCACUAGAGGAGAUGUCGGGGGAGAACGAUAACGAUGACGAUGACGAUUACGAUGAUGCGGUAAAGCUCGAAGAUGUAUCGAAGGUAGCUGCGGAUUAA
Molecule: messenger RNA, 1623 nt
Organism: Cynara cardunculus var. scolymus (artichoke)
Lineage: Eukaryota; Viridiplantae; Streptophyta; Magnoliopsida; Asterales; Asteraceae
Product: inorganic phosphate transporter 1-4-like
Exons: 1
Coding region: 4-1623 (539 amino acids)
Biological process (GO): transmembrane transport; phosphate ion transport
Cellular component (GO): membrane
Molecular function (GO): phosphate transmembrane transporter activity
Source: RefSeq, a predicted model, not a curated record